Messenger RNA from Crotalus tigris (Tiger rattlesnake), 2951 nucleotides. RefSeq names its product splA/ryanodine receptor domain and SOCS box containing 1 (gene SPSB1). Gene Ontology annotation, molecular function: protein binding. The record is from RefSeq and is a predicted model, not a curated record. The coding region runs from base 289 to 1110 and encodes 273 amino acids. The transcript is spliced from 3 exons. Gene Ontology annotation, cellular component: SCF ubiquitin ligase complex. Lineage: Eukaryota; Metazoa; Chordata; Lepidosauria; Squamata; Viperidae. Gene Ontology annotation, biological process: proteasome-mediated ubiquitin-dependent protein catabolic process.
UCGGCGCCCCCGCGGCGGACUCCGGCCUGCGGGCGAACCGCGGGGCCGAUCAGCUGUGGCUGCCGCCGCGUUCUCACGAUUCGCGAGUCGCGCGUUUGAGAUUACAUCUUCUGCACGUCGCGGCUCCAGCUGUCGCCCCGAGGCCGGUGCAAGCGGCCGGCAAGGAGGGGAAUGCAGCUCGCGCGGAGUUGCUGUUGACCGCUGCUGGCCGCAGCGGCUUCUGAACAAGGUCUCGGAGCAGCGGGCUCACUCGCCGGAUGACCGUGGCCGAGCGCUGGUCCUUGAAUCAUGGGGCAAAAAGUGACAGGGGGCAUCAAAACAGUGGACAUGCGGGAUCCGGUGUGCCGGCCUCUGAAGCAGGAGCUGCAAGGGCUGAAUUACAGCAAGCCAUCUCGGCUGGACCUCCUGCUGGACAUGCCGUCCGUCUCCUACGAGGUCCAGCUGCUCCAUUCGUGGAACAACGAUGACCGGUCGCUCAACGUCUUCGUGAAAGAGGACAAUAAGUUGACUUUCCACCGGCAUCCGGUGGCCCAGAGUACCGACGCCAUCCGGGGCAAAGUGGGGUACACUCGCGGGCUCCACAUCUGGCAGAUUACCUGGGCGAUGAGGCAGCGGGGGACCCACGCGGUGGUGGGCGUGGCCACCGCCGAGGCCCCCUUGCACUCGGUGGGCUACACCACCCUGAUCGGGAACAACCUGGAGUCCUGGGGCUGGGAUCUGGGGCGUAACCGGCUCUACCACGACGGGAAAAACCAGGCCAGCAAGACCUAUCCGGCAUUCCUGGAGGCGGACGAGACUUUCAUUGUGCCGGAUUCGUUCUUGGUGGUGCUGGACAUGGACGACGGGACCCUGAGCUUCAUCGUGGACGGACAGUACAUGGGCGUGGCCUUUCGGGGGCUGAAAGGGAAAAAACUGUACCCCGUGGUGAGCGCCGUGUGGGGCCACUGUGAAAUCCAGAUGCGAUACUUGAAUGGCCUCGACCCCGAACCUUUACCGCUGAUGGACCUUUGUCGGCGUUCGGUGCGCCUCGCUUUGGGCAAGAACCGGCUGUGUGAGAUCGCGACGCUACCUUUGCCCAAAUCUCUCAGAAAUUAUCUUCUUUACCAAUGACCCCUCUUGACACCGGAAGGACAAGACUCUUGCUGUAGGAGUGAACUGUAUUGGAUUCGUUGAGACAAACUCUUGGGGGUUCAUCCUUUCCCGUGCAUUUUUCCGGAAAUCUGCCCCGCACGCCAUCCCUGGGCCAAGCUGCAGGUGGAAAGCUCCUUUCCAAGUUCACAUCCCAGUGGGAUUUUCCAGAAAAGAUUCCUUUUCUUGAUAAUUCUAGCCAAACUUUCUGCGUCCUUGUUUAGUUUUCCACUCGCCGUCAACCACAAAAGGUCCUGCAGAGUUUUGUCGAGCGAGGACGACUCCGCGACUCGUCCGUUUUGGAGAUGGCACAGGGGCAAGAACCAGACGAUCGGCCCAGCCUGGCUGCAGGAAAUGGAUUUGGCCCAGGAGGAUGGGGUGGUAGCCUCCAACAAAAAAAGCAAGCCACUGCUGGAGAUCUCCUUUCUCGCCCUGGUCCUCGGCCAUGUUUUAUCCUGCCUUCACCACCGUGCCUUGGUGCCCGCGCAUGGCUCACCUCCCAUCUUUUGCUGGAGAAGAUACUUGAAAUGAACAUUUGGGGUGAAAAGAUCAUUUGGGGGGGCUGGGAGGGAGGGAGGGAUUGUCCUAAACCAGCCCAUAGGAAAAAAAAAAACCCUGCUAGAAAGGACCAUUUUUCUCCAUCCGUCCUUGACAGAGAGUGGAGGAAUGGCUACACGAGUGCAGCUGGCUGGGAAUUGGGGUGCCGGAUAUUCACGCUCAAUGGGGCUUAAAUUGUAGGAUGGGUGGUCUAGCCAGCUAAGCCAAGUUCCAUCCUGGAUUCCUUGUUUGCAAUCAGGCUAAAAUCCCACCUUAGCCGGGCUAAAAUUCAGUUCCUGACGAGGAACUAGAUCUUGAAUUGAUUGGAAUCACUUUCUAAACACCUUCCUCCACUUCCUGGGCACUUUGGCAAAAAUGGCCCCACAAAUGUGAUAAUCUAAACUAGCCAACCUCCUUGAUCCAACCAGCAGGGAAAACAUUUGAAAACUGCCUUCCAAGGGAUUUAUUUUGCACGUAUUUUAUUAAUCUAAAUGGGGGAAGCUUUGGUUUUGUCCCUUCCACCAAAAAUUGUUCGACAGGUGUGUUCUUUUGUUUGACGUGUGUUGGUACACGGGGCUUCUCUAAUUUGGAGGGGGAAAUGAUAAUAUAUAGAUACAUAUGUGUGUGCGUGUAUGUAUGUGUGUAUGUGUAUAUAUAUGUGUGUGUAUGUAUGAUGUAUAUACACACACACACAUUUUGCAUUGUUUUGAAUGUAAAAACGCUGGAUUGUUUUUGUUUUGAUGUUUUUAAGACAUGCUGCUGUAGACAAAUUGUUAGUUAGUUUGUUUUAAAUGAAGAAGAAACAAAUAGGCUAGGAGGUUUUUUGUUUUGUUUAGUUUUAAGCACACAACUGGUGCCAAAGUAGUUUUGGGGAGGCGAUGUUCAUGGGCGCCUCUCUCUUUUUUUUUUUUUUAAAUCGAAUUGAAACCAAAACUGUUUUCAAGCAGAACACUUUAAAAUUGCACAUAAAAAAAAAAGAAUUUUAAUGUGUGCAUAGCCAAGCAUUUUUAAUUGUCCUUAGUCCCCGUUUCCCACUCAACACUAAGAUUCAGGCACGUAUGUGAUCCCUUUUUUUUUUUUUUUGUUUAUUAUCUUGACUAUUUCAUUUCCCCUUCCUUCCUUUGAUCCACAUCAUUGGUGUGUCUGGCUUGUACAAUUUAUUAUUUUUUUUAAAAAAAAAAAAAAACCUCUCACUGGGUUUUUUUUUCCCCUCCCCUUGUGGAUUGUAGAUGAUUAGGACCCCGAUGAAAGCGAAAGAGAACGAAAAUAAAAAUGUAUUAAUAGUG